CGCUCUGAGCAGAAACCCCGCAACGCGAUCGGAAAAGUUCUCAGAGGCGCUGUAUAAAUUGAAUACAAUCUUUGCUGAGAGAUCGGUUUGGAUCGGAUCGGUUGGGAAUUGACGUUAAUGAGGAUCAUGAAAUGUCUGAAAUUGCCAACAAAUUACAUGCACUAUUUUCUAUCCUCGCGGCUCUCAUUGUGCCCUCACCUCAUUUGCGUAUUUUUCCCCGAGUGGUCUCCGGCGUACUUGGAACUUAUAAUUAGCUGUGAUGAAGACAUUCGCCCGCUUCCGCUUUCUCCACAACCUUCUGAUAUUAUAACCGAUAUUAUUCUGACAUUAUAUGUGGGCCACAAGAUUGGAGCUUUUCAAGGAUUUCAAAACAUGAACAAUGCCAAAGGCGAAAUCACAGAUAAAACCCAGAGAAGCGAAAACAAUUCCAGCACCAAUGAAAAAUUUAUGAGAUCGUGGAAAGGGGUGGGGAGAAGGUGGGUUUCGAGUUCGAGUAGCUUGAAUUAACAUUGAAAUGUGCAAUUGUGGAAUUAUGACACAUUAGCGAGGGGAGGGCGGGUGGCGAGGGGCGCGGAGAAUGGGACAAGUGCUCCAUAUCAGAUACGCCAAUUGAAAAAUUACGCUCGCAUACGAGUACAAACCAAUUUUGGUUUAGCCUAAACGCUUAUACCCGCAAUCAUUCUCUCUCCCACCCCGUCGCUCUCUUCUCUAGCGAAAAAUGGGGUCAAGAAAAGUGUGCACUGCGAGAAAUAUUCUCAUAUGUAGAUUAUUAUAGCAAUAAAAUACACCCGAUGCUGAACAA
This is a messenger RNA of Drosophila biarmipes, 802 nucleotides long. RefSeq lists its product as uncharacterized. NCBI's taxonomy places the organism in Eukaryota, Metazoa, Arthropoda, Insecta, Diptera, Drosophilidae. The record is from RefSeq and is a predicted model, not a curated record. The coding region runs from base 118 to 507 and encodes 129 amino acids. The transcript is spliced from 3 exons.